AUGAUUAUUCCUAUCCGGUGCUUCUCUUGCGGAAAGGUCACCGGGGACCUUUGGGAACGCUAUCUCCAACUCAUCGCGGAUCCGAAGAAAACCGACGGUGACGCCAUGGAUGAGCUUGGUCUGAAGCGCUACUGCUGCCGUCGCAUGAUCAUGACCCACGUAGAUCUCAUCGAGAAACUGUUGAAAUACACGCCAGACGGCCGAAACGAGAAGAAGCAACGACUCAACGAACUGGCAUGA
Molecule: messenger RNA, 240 nt
Organism: Metarhizium album ARSEF 1941
Lineage: Eukaryota; Fungi; Ascomycota; Sordariomycetes; Hypocreales; Clavicipitaceae
Product: DNA-directed RNA polymerases I/II/III subunit 10
Exons: 4
Coding region: 1-240 (79 amino acids)
Biological process (GO): tRNA transcription by RNA polymerase III; transcription by RNA polymerase I; transcription by RNA polymerase II
Cellular component (GO): RNA polymerase III complex; RNA polymerase I complex; RNA polymerase II, core complex
Molecular function (GO): DNA-directed RNA polymerase activity; DNA binding; zinc ion binding
Source: RefSeq, a predicted model, not a curated record